Messenger RNA from Aspergillus glaucus CBS 516.65, 340 nucleotides. RefSeq lists its product as uncharacterized. The annotation marks the transcript as partial. The transcript is spliced from 2 exons. The record is from RefSeq and is a predicted model, not a curated record. Lineage: Eukaryota; Fungi; Ascomycota; Eurotiomycetes; Eurotiales; Aspergillaceae.
GGGUUCUCCGCGUCCACAACCCGGAUAUUAUGGAUUUGGAGUUAGAGGUAUGGCAAUUAACGAGCCUGAUAAAUCCAUAAACAAUGCAGACUCGCAAGCAUUAUUUGGUCUGGCCAUGUAUUACGACAGCUGCAACUGGAGCAUGGGCAUAUGUGGGCAUGCAAAGCCCGACAGAGUUUGCAGAAGGGACGACAACGGAAAGCGGUUAACGAAUGAGGAUGGAACCAAGAAAUGCAUUGGAUUCGAAUAUAACUGAUACUGAGGACUUGUGUAUUUCCUCGGUAAAUUCAUCAAGGGGUGGGUUAUAUGGGAAUUCGAAGUCUGCCCGUGCGCCUCGAUC